Messenger RNA from Anolis carolinensis (green anole), 4721 nucleotides. RefSeq names its product olfactory receptor 5A2-like. Bases 1435 to 2382 code for a protein of 315 amino acids. The record is from RefSeq and is a predicted model, not a curated record. Gene Ontology annotation, molecular function: odorant binding; G protein-coupled receptor activity; olfactory receptor activity. Gene Ontology annotation, cellular component: membrane. Gene Ontology annotation, biological process: G protein-coupled receptor signaling pathway. NCBI's taxonomy places the organism in Eukaryota, Metazoa, Chordata, Lepidosauria, Squamata, Anolidae. The transcript has a single exon.
GCCUCUCUGUUCCUUUAUUUGUUAAAAAAAAGUAUUUUCAGGUGCAGAACAGCAAAGAAGAACAAGGUAUGAGCCAUUUUUCUCUUAUCUGCACUAAAAUUAUGACUUAAAAAGGACAAGAAUUCUUUUUUUUGUAAUUUAUGGUCUUGAUAAACUCUUCAGGUGAGUUCAACUUGGUUACUUGUGCUUAAUAGCAAAAAUAUAGAUGAUGAAUAGGAUAUCUUUGAAAAUCUCUGAUCAUGUUUUCAAUUUGUACAGUAAAGAUAAGGCUAACUUGUUUUUUCUUUCAUAAAAUGCAUAAGUUCAAUGAAGUAAAUAUGGGCAUUAUACAUUAAUGUUAUUUUAAUGCUAUUCAUAAUGUAUAAAAUGAAACUUUUACUAUAGGUUUGCAAAGUUUACAGCCCUCCAGAAGUUUUACUACAAGUACCAUAAGUCCAAUAAAUAUAAUUUAUGAUAGCUUCCUAACAUACUCCAACUAGAAAAAGUGAGUUGAUUGUAAUAUGAUAAUUUCUUUGUGCACCCUAAUUAUUAGCAUUUAGUGUCAUUUACAGUGAUUAUAGUAAAUGGCACUAAGUGAUUUCAAAUAUAGUGUAUUUUAUUAUAUUCUUAUCUGUAUAUUUGCAAACUGAUAUAGUAGUAGUCUUUAUAUUUUAAAAGACUUUAUGAAGAAAAUGGAAAAUUAGGAGCAAGUGCAAGUAUAAAAAGUUGCACGUGGCAUAGUACUAAAGGUUGAUCACCCCUUACCCAGAAUUCUUAAAUGUAAAAUACUUUGAAAUUCCCCCCUUCCAUGUUCCUUCGGUAUUUUAUCUUGUUAGGAGCCUGUUUACUUCUGGCACAGUUGUAAUUUGGAAAAGGAUAAGGGCACAUUGCUAGGGAGUUUGAGGGUGGAAUUUACAGGGAGGAAAUUGUGUGUUUUAAAAUGCAUUUAAUUGUAUUUGUUGUAUUUAACCUAACACACAGUACUGUUUAACUGUUGUUGUUUUUAAUUUUCGUAUUUGCUUUAUUUUAAAUUGAAAAAAGUAUGUUGCUGCUAGUCAUCUUGAGUCCUUUUGCGGAGGAAGGUGGGAUAUAAAUAAAUAUAACAACAACAACAAAAACAAGAACAAUAAAUUAUUUAGGUUAAAUUAAGCAUUAUGUUUUCAAAAGAGCUUUUUUCUGCCCUUAUUCCAAACCAGUAAUGGGAAUAUUACUCCCUUCAAAUGUUUCAAAGUGCAAUUCCAACUACCAGAAUUUAGCUAUGUUGGUUUCUGGGAGUUUAGAUCCAAAAUAUCUUUAGAGUUUUCCUACAGAAACUCUAUGAUUCAGAUUGAAUGCUCGCACUCAAACACAUCCUCCAAUUUGGAUUACCUGGAUUAUUUGUAUUCUUUUGUUUUGAAAUGAAUAAUUUAUUUCUUUUUUUCUUCUCAGAUUCCGUGUGUUACCACUGAACUAUCAAUGGGAAACCAAACACAUCAACCUCAUUUUUACCUUACUGGACUCUCCAAUAAUAUGCAGCUUCAGAUUCUUUUCUUUCUUCUUUUCUUGAUCAUUUAUUUACUAACCCUGCUGGGGAACUCUUUGAUCAUGCUGGCUGUAAGAACCAAUUGUCAUCUUCAGAAUCCCAUGUACUUCCUCCUGAGCCACCUCUCUUUCCUUGAUGUGUGUUUCUCGUCAGCCACUGUCCCAGAGAUGUUGAAAACCAUCAUUGCAAAGCAGAAGACCAUAUCCAUUGGGGGCUGCUUCAUACAAGCCUUUUUUAUCAUGAUGUCAGCUACUACUGAGGUUUUCAUCCUGUCAUCCAUGGCAUAUGACAGGUAUUCUGCUAUAUGCAAACCUCUGCAUUACAUUGAAAUAAUGAAUGCAACUUUCUGCCAAAAACUAGUGGCUACAGCAUGGAUGGUUGGCUUCUUUUACGCAGCAGCAAACAUAUUACCAUUGUUAGCAUUACAGUUCUGUGGAUCACAUGUCAUAAAGCAUUUCACUUGCGAGUUGCCUUCCAUCCUCUCUCUUUCGUGCAAUGAUACAUACGCCAACAAAAUACUGUUUUUUAUUACUGGAAGUACAGUUGGGCUGUUCUCCCUGUUCCUCACCAUUCUGUCCUACAGUCACAUUAUCUCUACUGUCCUCAAAAUUACCUCCACUGAAGGGAGGCAUAAAACUUUUUCUACUUGUACCUCACAUCUCAUUGUUGUGAUUCUUUUCUAUGGAACUGGUUAUUUCCGCUAUUUGAGGCCAACUUCCAUUUCAUCUGUAGUUUUGGAUGAAAUACUUUCCAUACAGUACUGUGUCUUUACAUCUUUUCUAAAUCCCAUCAUCUAUAGCUUAAAGAACAAGGAGGUGAAAGCAGCAUCUAAAAAGCUUCUGAAAGAAGCAUUUAAAAAUUUGUUUCACCUAAAAACCUGAAAUUCUGAUUUUUUUAAAAAAAACGUUUUUUUUUAAAGCAUGUAAUGAAGAAAGUACAUUUCAUUUGGCUAUACAGCUACAGUUCUGCCCUGCCAGUAAUUCUUUUCGCCCAGCAAAACUGAGAGGAUUACUUUCAGACUUCUCAAUAGUUUUGUGGAAAAGAGUUGUUUGUUAUGCUUGUAAAUAGUGUGUGUGUGUGUGUAUUAUUAAGCAAUAUUUAAAGGUCCUUGUGUUAGGAGAGAUUCUUACAAAACUGUAUAUAGACAUUCAUUUAUACUUUUCUUCAUUUUAAAUAAAUUGCUAUCAUAUAGCCCUCCAAAAGCCAUGAGAUUGCAUCUUCCAGCAUUCUUUCUCUUUGAUUUUGCUGGCUAGGACCAAUUAGCAUUGCAGGCCAACAUAUUGGGACUGAAUGAUUCCCACUAACAACUGCAGAUAUAGUGGAGAAAGAUGUCCCAUUAUCAGUACUGAAGAAACCUUAACUAACUACCUAUCCACUUGCUUUGUAUUUUGUUCUUCAUCCUAGGCAGCAAAAUGUUAUGGGUUAACCUGAACUUUUACCAAGUGUUUGUUCAGAACUCAUCCAUAGCUUCUCAAACAUUAUUCUUAUUUUUCAUUGUUUCUUUACCUUCCUAUGAUCCUUCAAGGAUGGCAGAGACUUAAAUUUCCAUUUUGUUAUAUAUCCUCACAUCUUCUUGAUAAAAUAUCGACCAUAAUUCUCAUGUGGGUGCCUUCUUUCCAGAGCACGAUGAAACUCAGUUGAUGCAGAUAGUUGGCAAUCUACCCCAACUAUUUUUAAUUUUUUACAGUUAGUCUUUCAAAACAGAAACAUUCAUGUAAAUGCUUCUUAUAAACAGAAAAUUGAGCUAUAGUGUCUACAAUAAGCAUUACCCCCUAGUUAGGUCUACUGUGAAAAAUCAAAAUUGCAACAGGACCAACUUUAAUUGUAAGGUUCAGUUGUAAUCAGACCUGUCUAGAAACCAAAUGUGCCAAUAGCCAUUUGCUGCUAUUAUACCCCAACAUUAAUAAUCGUAACAAUGUGGCAUUCAAAUAAAUUAGUUAAGUGAGGCGAUCCCUUGUAGUUCGAGGAUGAUGGUCUUCCAGUAAUUUUUCUUGGAAGACACCUGUGCGUGAUUUUUUUUAAUGUGUGCAUGGCCGGUCAACACACAGUCUUCACAGAGUGAGGUUCCAGUAGUGGUGUGAUUACACAACAAGAGUGGCUUCUCAGUCUGUUGCAGCCUUCUUCCGCCUUCACAGCCGUUGUAACAUGUACCAUGUUAUCCUCCGUCUGCUCCGCCGUUGAGGUCUUUGGGUCUUCGGAUUGUUCUUGGUCUGGAUCCUCCCCUGUGGCCAUUACUGGGGGUGCUUGACUCCGGUGGUUGUGCCCGCAGGUUCAUUGGAACAUGCAAGCCCCCUCACCACGUCAAGGUGACAAUCCGUUGAGGGGGGCAUUCAAAUGGCAAUGUUCUAUAUAGCCAGAAUAAAUCAUAUCCAUUAACAUGCAUGUUAAUUUUUAAAAAAUCUUCUCCUAGAUACUUAGCUACAUAUUAUCUUAAAUGCAGAGGAUGAGCUAGUUCUUGGUGUUUGAUUGGACUAUCCUAAUUUUCAACUGUACUACCAAAGUAAGGGAGAUGUGAAUUAUCCUUCUUCAAGCUUGCUCUGGUACUGGUAAAAUUGUCUGAGAGCUGCAAUUAGUUUUAGAAUGUUUGGAGUUUGAUCUUAAGAUGGAAGAUCUUACCAAUCACAUUUAACCAAAUUUUCAUAGUUAAUUAUUUACUGUGUGAAAAAUGUAAUUUAGCUAAAAGGUAUCUAUUGACAAUCAAGAAUAUUCUUAUUUUAUUUUGUUAUCUGUACCUGUUAUGUUAGUAAAAAUGCAUAUUUUACUAAUAAAUAAAUGUUAUAACAUAUCAAAAUUACACUCUCCAAAGGACAGAAUGUUAACUCUUGUCUGUUGUUGUUGUUGUUGUUGUUGUUGUGUAUCAUUUUUUCUUUCAUAAUUGGAAAAUUGUAAUUGCUGUUUGUGAAAGAUGGUUACUUAUUCUAUUCUUUUUCAUCAUGACUUGGUCUUAUUACAAGAAUUUCACUUUGUUUUUAAAGUGACUUUUCACAUUUCAGAAUCCAGAUAACCUUUUCACCAAGGAUUUUCUAUGCAAAAAAAGAGCUUGCUUUAGGAGAAACUAUAAUGUAUUUGUUCAAAGAAGAAUUCUCAGAACAUGAAUUUUUCCACAGAGCUCAUUUUGAACAAAAUACAUUGUAUAUUUAAGUUUAACACCUCCCAGAUCCUUUAUUUUUCUGGAAUGACUGUAUCCCCCCCCCCUCACCUUGAGAAAAAAGAAAAAUAA